AUGUGCUCCGGAGGGCAAUUAAGCAACCGCAUUUCGUGCCUAAGGCAGCAUUUCUUAGACGCGGCGCUGCUGAAUCGCACGCUGGUGUUCCCAUCGCACGGGCCUGGAGUGGACUAUGACUAUGAGCGGCUGUUGGAUAUGGAGGCGCCGAGAAGGUGCUUUGGUAACCACACGUUUCUUACCCUCGAUGAAUACGCUGCCAUUCAGGAAGCAAAGAACCCCAAGAGGAGGAAGAGCGCACCUGUGAUGGUGGUUGACGUGUUCAUAUGCCACGUGCACCACUACCAGACGGAGAGAGAGUGCGGUUACAUCCGACAACGGUAUCAGCAACUGCACAUCCACUUUGCUAAAACGGUCAUCCCGGAGAAGCGCACCCCAAGCCCCUGGUUCAAGUACCCCUCUAAGGAGUUCAUCUCCCUCUUUAACUAUGCCGAUUCGGUCAUCGCCUUCGGCAACAUGUUCGGCGUGAGCGGGCAGGAUUUGCGUUUUCACCAUGCCCGCCCGCUCGUGGUUCUGCCGGGAUGCAAAUAUUACAUCAUGCCCUCACCCAUGGUUCGCCAGGCCGCUGCUGGGUUUAUCAACUCCUACCUCGGCAGCAGCACCAGCAGCAGCAGCAGCAGCAGUGAUAGUAGCAAUGCAGGUGAUGCUGCUGGUGGGGGUGUUCGGGCUGCUGGUGAUGGUGGUGCUGGUGGCACCGGUGGUGGUGGCUUCAUGGCAUUGCACAUGAGACGAGGCGAUUUCUACCAGCAUUGCGUCAACAUGAAGGGCCAUUCCAUGUUCGCCUGCUACCACCCGAUCCGCCAGCUGGCGGCCUGUGUGGCGCGGCGAUUGGACGAGAAUCCAGGCGUGCGGGCGAUUUAUCUUUCAACCAAUGGGGAUGAUGAUGAGGGGUGGGGGGGAGGGGGAGGAGGCGGCGACGGGGGAGGGGGGACUGUUUUGGGCAGGCGGAAUGCGGACAGUCAGGGGGAUGGCGGAGGGUUUGGUGGAGAGCGGUGGGGGAGGCAAAGAGUAGGCGGAAGAAGCGGGGAGGGCGUGAGGGCGCGGCUUGGUGACGGGGGAGGCGGAGGCGGAGGGGCAGGCGGAGGGGGAGGCGGAGGGGGAGGGGGGGAGAGGCGCAUAGCGAGGCGGAAGGCGUGCAAGUUCUGGCUGGGGGGCAGCUGCAACCGCCAUAACUGCAUGUUCCUCCACGCCCACACGACGGCUGCUGACGUGGAGAUGAUGACAGAGCUGACGGGGCAUGAGAAGGUGGUGCGCGCCAUAGCUCUACCGGAGAGCUCCUCUCAGCUGUACACUGGCAGUCAGGACGGGACGAUUCGAGUGUGGGACUGCACCUCGGGGCAGUGCGUGAGUGCAGCGAGCAUGGGGGGGGACGUGGGAGCACUGAUUACCAACUCUGGGUGGCUCUUUGUCGGCCUGCCCAACCUUGUCAAGACGUGGGUGCUGGCGAGUGGGGUGCAGGGCGAUCUGCCGGGCCCUACAGGGUCGGUGCACCAGCUGCUGCUGCACAAUGGCAUGCUCUUUGCCGCCUGCAGUGACGGCAAGAUCCUGUGUUGGAAGUUCAACCCAGCCUCGCAGCAGUUUGAACCCGUGGCAUCACUCACCGGCCACACAGCGGCUGUCGUGUGCCUUGAAGCCACUGCCACGCAUCUAUUCUCUGGAUCCAUGGAUAAGAGCAUCAGAAUAUGGGAUCUCAGCACGGGAGCGUGUGUGCACAUAGUGCCGGCUCACGAGCAUGUGGUGAUGGCGCUGGUGGCCUGGCAAACUCACCUGCUCUCCUGCUCACUGGAUGGGACGGUUAAGGUAUGGGCGCCGUCAGCAGCAGGAGGGGGUGCCAUCGACCUGGCGUUCACUCACACAGAUGCAGACGACAAGGGAGGCAGCGGGCAGACCGACAGGGAACCCGAUGGAGCGUUGGCAAUGAAAGUGAGCACAGAUCUAGCAGGCAAUCAGGUGCUCAUGGUAUCGUACAGCGACAACUCAGUCCGCCUCUACGACCUUCCAUCGUUCACUGAGCGGGGAGCGCUGUUCACAGUGCAGGAGGUGCGAUCUCUGUGUGUGGGGCCCAGCGGACUCAUGUUCACCGGUGACAGUGCAGGGACGGUCAAGGUGUGGCGGUGGACGCAGUGA
Messenger RNA from Closterium sp. Naga37s-1, 2127 nucleotides. Lineage: Eukaryota; Viridiplantae; Streptophyta; Zygnematophyceae; Desmidiales; Closteriaceae. The record is from the annotation of a GenBank genome assembly.